Culex pipiens pallens (northern house mosquito) is the source of this 9305-nucleotide messenger RNA. RefSeq lists its product as uncharacterized. NCBI's taxonomy places the organism in Eukaryota, Metazoa, Arthropoda, Insecta, Diptera, Culicidae. The transcript has 4 exons. The coding region runs from base 1 to 489 and encodes 162 amino acids. The record is from RefSeq and is a predicted model, not a curated record.
AUGUCGUGUCAUGCUAAUCCCUCACAUAUUCGCAUCCAUAAGCCGUUCCGAGAGCAUAAAACUGAUUUGGAAACUUCCGUCAUCGGGCUGCACUUUGUGGUGACCGCCCACCACUUCCUCGGCGGAAAGCUAAAGAUCCGCUGCACGGCCCGCAUCCACGAGAUUUACCUGCAGUCGUCGGAAAAAUCCAUCGAAGAGGAACGUCCCCGGGUCAUCUCGCAGGCAUCGUCCUCGUCGUCGUCGUCCUCGAACAGCAUCAACAUGAUCCAGAACAGCCCGUACGAUCAACUGCUGGACGACGAGCUGGACCGGAAGGACUUUAUGACACACUUGCACGGGGACAUGUCGUCGGCGUCCGGAAGUGCCCCGCCGGCCACGAGAUCGGUGCCAUCAAUCAGCUCAAUCCGGACCGGACUGCUGGCCACGGCAACAGGGCUGCUAAUAGUUUUUCAUCAUUUGCUCAAAUUUCGCACGAUUUCCAUAACAUGAUUCCGUGACGUGCAUUAGUGAUGUGAUCUCUGUCACUCUUCGUCUUCUCUUACUUUUAGCUCUUUCUGUUUCCAUUUUGUCUUUGUUUCCGGUCGCCUCAACUGUCUUUUAUCUUUUUCCCAUAGUUUUUUUUUGUUGUCUUCUGAGAAGCUAAAAAUCCCCACAACAAGUCAGCCAGCAGCAGCGCGCGCGCGUGUCGGAAAAGCGGGAAAAACUUUUUCUUCAGAUGGACCACACUUUUCCGACUUUGUGGAAACAGAAAAGAAAAAAUGUUCACGCGCUACGAUGAGAAAGAAAGAAAAAAAAAGCUCAUUCCAAGUGAGAGACAGAGGGAAAAGCUGAAAAGCAUCGUGAUGAAGGUGUUAAUGAUAGCGACGACGCUGAUUAAUGGUUGUCGGGGUCGGGAGUGUGCGUGCGAAACUGUGAAUGCGGAAUGUGUGUAUGCAUUGUGUGAAUGGAAUUAAAUUCAAUCAAUUAAGAGCACAACCGGACGAGAUAUUAAAAUAAAAAGCAGAUGCACGCAGAUGGUCAAUGCACUAUAAUGUAAGAAAAUUCAAUUAGAUAAGGUGUAAAUUUGAUUUAAAAAAAAUAACAAAUGAGUAAUGAUGCAAGAAAAGGUAAAUAUGCAUUGUACGAAGGGUACUGUUGAUUACAAAUGAAUUUAAGGCAUGAUGCGUUCAAAAAUUAAAGUAUAUUUUUGUACAACCAAAAAGAGAUAUUCGUCGUUGACCUAGUCGUUGCACAAAGUGAAUCAUAGUCGCCUUCACGUUAUUGUCGAAACAUUGCCUUUGCACCACUUUAAUUGGUAUCGUUUAAAUUAUUCAAAGUGAUAAAUGGGAUGCUUGACUAAAGAAAAAUGUUUCUUGAAAUAAAAGAAGUGUUAAAUAAUUAUUAAAUAAUAAUUUCCAUUUUCGAUCUUUUUUUAUUUGUAUUUUUAAUCUUAUUUAACUUGUUUUGUACUAAUCAAAGCAUUAUUACAAAAAUAGUAAUUUUUCAACAGUUUUAAAUUAUGUAAAUUUUGUAACCAAAAAGCAACUGACAAUUUCUGGUCGAUGGUGAGAACUAAUGUGGAAUGUCUUGUCCGUUGACUAAGUUUUAAAAUAAUCAUUUUUUUCUAUUUUCAAUCAAAUUGGAUCUUUUGUAACUGUUCGAAUGUUUGUUCAUUUUUAAUCACCGAAUGAAUACAAGAAAUCAAUAAUUCUUAAUCCUCUCCUACUUAAACUUGUUUUCGAUGUAUUUUUUUUUUGCGUAUUCAGAAAGCCAUUUUUGUUCAAGUAAAACAUUACUUUUCUUGUUUUAUUUUCAUUUUGAUUUUCUUUUUAAUUUUGUUUUACAAACUUGUUAAGGUUUUGUUUUAAAUUUUAGUUUUAGGCUGAUUUUGCAACCUUCAAUCAUAAUCUCUUACCAAUCUGCUGUUUUAAUAAUUUUCCAAUAAAUUUUCGAUUUUUGAGUGUUACAUCCAGAUUAUUUUAGAUUCAAAAUUGGUUUGAAAUUAAUUGUUUGACGUAUUUUUAUGUCGAAUCCCGUCUAUGAACCUGAAUUUCAUGUUUAAUUUUUUUUGUUGGAGUUUUCCUCUGAUAAAAAAAUUUAGUUUAUUUCAACAACUAAACAGUAAAUUUUUUCAACAGCCUAAUUUUGGAUAUUAGAACAUUAUUUUUAAUGAAAUUAGCGGUUUAAGUAGAAAAACAAAAAAUAAGAAAAAUUCUAAAUUUUAAUUUCACGCUUAUUUAAAGCGCUUUCAAUCAUGCAUACAAUCACUGUUCAAAAUAUUUUUAAAAAUAUUUUCCUAAUUUUUAUCAAAUGUCUUUCAAUUCAAAAAUAUUUUUCAAUUUACUUUUGAUAGUUUUGUGAACAGAAAUUUUGCAAAGGUUUGAAAUACUUGAAGAUGUCAAAAAGAAGUGUAAUUUUUUACGAGGACUUGGAAAUACAUAAAAGUUUUCCCUUCUGUUUUAAGGAUUGAAAACUUUUAAGAAGGGUUAUUUUCUACCAGAACUAUACUCUAUUAACGUGCAAAAGCAUACAAAAUUCCGUUUCAUUUGAAACCCAUAUUGCAUAUAUUGAAAAUUUUAGUAUUUUCGAAAAAAUACGGUAUCUUGUGAAAAUUUUAGUUUUAAAUUAAAAAAAAACGCAUGGAAAAUUACGCGUUGUUUGAUACCCACAUUGCAAAUUUUGAAAAUAUGAGCAUUUUCAAAAAAAAAACGGCAUUUUGUGAAAAUUGUAGUGUUUUCCACAAAAACUUUAAUAAAGCGAAGAAGCACUCAAAAUAUUGCUUCGUUUGAUACCCAUAUUGCAAAUUUUUAAAAUUUGAGUACUUUCAAAAAAACGGUAUUUUGUGAAAAUUGUAGUAUUUUCAAAAAAAAACUUUUUUAUAAAGUAAAACAGAAUACCAAAUUUCGCUUCGUUUGGUACCCAUAUUGCAAUGAAAAUAAACUAACACAUAUUUGGUCCAAACUUCAAUGCUGUAGCUAUUUUGAAUAGCUAUUGUUCAACUCCUAAAACUUUUUUCCAAAAAACAACAAAUUUAAUUUUAAUAUUUAUUUUUUAAACAUAGCAGUAAAAAUAUUCAUGCUGUGGAUUUUGACGCCCCAUGAAUUUAACCAAAACAAAAAGCUAUUUUUGAUAUGUUAAUCAAAAUUGAAAAUAGUUUUAAGGCCAAAAGUAUUGAAAAUGUUGGUUGAGUCAAUCAUGAGUCGUUCAUCGUCGCCCGCGACAGACACAACCAACGAAACAAAGAUUAACGCAAAAAGUAACUUUUUCAAAACAUUGUUUCGUAAGAUCGUGAUAACUCGUUAUGGUUGUAAGCAAACCCUUUAUGUUUCUAUACCAUUUUUUUUUUUUUUUUGUAAUUGUCUGCAUUACAACUUUGUAGAACAUUAUAACACUCUAAAUAAUUACCCUGCAAAAUUAGAAAAAAACAAGAAAUUUUAAAAUGAAAAAUGAUGUUCUAAAUGAAAAAAAAUGGCCCUUCUGGGUUAAUGAAAAUUCGAAAAGUACAUUAAAUUUCUAUUAAAAUUACAUGUUCCAAAAUAAUUUACAGUCAAGUAACGAAAAAUGGAAUAGUUUUUAAACCUUUUUAAGUGUUUUUUCGAUGAAAAAUGCGUUUCUCGGAAUUUUGAGUACGCCAUCAAAUCGGAGACCAAUUUUACAUAAAAGUCCCUUUGACACCAAAUUUCCAUCUCAUCACCUUUUGAGGCUGCAAACUAUUGAAAAUCAUGUCUUUUUUCGCAUGUUCAAAAAUGGAAGGGGUCGUACCGCCUCUCCUUCACGAGAUAUCAAUAAAACGGAUUCAUGAUCAGGGACAAAAGUUACCCCUUAAGAAAAAGUUUAACGCAUAUCGGAGUGGGGUCGGGGCAACUGUUGUGUGAGUUGGCGGAGAAUUACCCCUAAAUUUUCCCAUCUUUUGAAUAUUUAAAAAUUGCACAAAUUGUGAGAUUUUCAAAUAUUUUCUGUUUCCAAAAAACAUCACUGAUGAAGAAGAGGUUUUUUUCUUGAAUCAAGUAUCUCAACCAAACACUGAAAGUAUAAAAAAAAACGUUACUUAAUCCACCCUUAGGUGGUUGGUGCCUUCCUCUCAUUCAAAGGGUAAUGCUAUCCAAAAUAGACACGCUCGUGGGAAGGUCUUUAAAUUACCUAUCCAAAGAUAGGUCGCAUGAUAUAUUUGGAAUACGUUUUCAUCUAAAUAUCUGAGAACUAGCCUCCAAAAAGUGUAUAAAUAACUCUUAAGUGCUUAUAACUUUUGAUAGGGUUGUCAGAUCUUCAAUGUUUUGGACGCGUUGGAAAGGUCUUUUGAUUACCUGUUCAACGACGGGUUGCAUGAUAGAUCCGGACAACGUUUUCAUCGUGAUAUCUGAGAUCCGGCUUCCAAAAAGUGCAUAAAUAACACUUAAUUGCUAAUAACUUUUGAUAGGGUUGUCAGAUCUUCAAUGUAUUGGUCGCGUUGGAAAGGUCUUUUAAAUACCUUUCUAAAAAUGUAUAACAUGCUGGGGUUUCUUACAAAAACCACCCUUUUUACAAUCUUCCGGACUUUAGUCAAAAUCGUUUUUUUAGCAUAACUUUUGAAGUACUUUACUAAACUUCAUAAUUUUCAAUAGGGACUUAUGGGACCCCAAGACGAAUCGAAUGAGACCAAAACGGUCCAAAUCGGUUAAGCCAGUGCUGAGAUAAUCGAGUGCAUAUUUUUUGGUGCACAGACCCACAUCCCUACACACACACACACACACAGACAUUUGCUCAGAAUUCGAUUCUGAGUCGAUAGGUAUACAUGAAGGUGGGUCUAGGAGGUCUAAUUGAAAAGUUCAGUUUUCGAGUGAUUUUAUAGCCUUUCCUCAGUAAGGUGAGGAAGGCAAAAACACAUUAAAACGCUCAUCUCAAGCAAACUUCAGGACCAUCCAAAGAGUUAUCAUUCGUCCUUGCCGAUAGCUUGUAGCGACCCACCGUUUUGAGUAUACCAACCCUCACAUUUCCUCAUCUCUAACCUCACUUUUCCACUGCACCCCAUUCAAAAAUUUACCAUAUUUCUAUCAUAGAAAGAGCCAGCUCUCAGCAUUGUUCUCGAAACGACAACGCGAAACUGAAAUCGCGAAUUUCUAACCUCCUUUGCAAUCAACAGUGCCGAAAUUAUAGUUAAGAGUCAGUCAGCACCCUCAGCUCAGUCUUUGACGUAUUCAAAUCUGUAUAAAAAAACACUCUCGAAGAAGUAAAACCUAGCGAAAAUACACAAAGAAACACCCCGAAUCUUGCGCGAAACGAAAAACAUCACCAUUCAUCUUUCGAGAGGGGGUUGAAAAAAGUCGUACCAAAAUUGAAUGAAAAUAAAAGAAGAAAAAGGAAAAAUGGCGCGCGAUAUUAAUGUUGCUUAAUCCAAUGGAAAAAUAUUCACCACAUUUAGACGAGAGAGGAGGCGCUGCCCGCAGGCAGCGUGAAAUCUCGACGACUUUGACGACUCCUCCUCGGCGACAUUUGCAUUUUGUGAAAUGCCAUUCACGGGUUGUCAGCAGGGUUUGAACCACCAGUGCACCGAUGACUUUUUCAGGAGGGGUUCUAAUACGCUGACGGGUGGAAUGAAGGCUGUCUGUCUGAAGAAGUCUAGAGAAAUGUUGAAGCUCGACGACUUACUGGAAGGGAUCGUAUUCGUUAGAUGGGGAUGAACAGUAAGUAUGUUGAGUUGGACAAAAAAUUUAACAAUAUUAUAGUUUUUUUUAAUUUGUAUUAUUAUUUUUUAUAUUGUAUAGAUAAUUAAAAAAAUUAACGACGAAAAAAUAUUUUCAAAAUUUACCAAUUUUAAAUUUAUUAAACCACUGUGCAUCAUCCUUAUGAAAGAGGUCGGUGAAAAGGUCUUGCACAGCGUUUGCAGGAGCAUGAUGAAUGACUUCUUGCAUAACUACCAUUGUUGUUACGAUUAUUGUUAUUAUUAUUGCUUUGCACCCCUCCCGCCCCAAUACCUCCAUGUACAGGGUCCUCAGGGAGAGAUGAUAUGCAAAUCGAGAGCAUUGGGUGCUCGGAACUCCUCCUUGCCCCGACGUUUUCUAUAAUCUUUAAGGGGGUUGUAAUACUGUUGCACUAGAAGAGGUGAUUGUGGUCUUAGCCAAGGCUAAAAACUGAUUUUAAAACUCGUUUUCGUUUGUUUAAUUUUAUUCAAUUAUAAAGAUUCUAAUUAAACAGUCUUAGAUUUUUUUUUUUUUUUUUUUGACCGCUCUAGAGUAAUCUUUAAAUUUAUAAUACAAGAUGGCGGCAGAACUCUUAUUUGAUAGCUAAAGUAAAAAAGUAGAUUUUUUUGUCCAAGGUUCGAUAAUCUAAGAUUUGAAUAAUCGAGCCUUUGGAUAAUGACGUCUGAGCUGUAUUAUUCAAAAAUAAUAUUUUUCUAUGCCUUUAAUUUGGAUUUUUCUCAUACUCUGUGAUGCUCAAAAUUGAAACAAAAGUUUAAUUUCAAGAAACAUAUUAUUUUGUGAUUUCCUUGCAAAUUUUUUUAAUCUAAUAAAAAAAACAGUAGCAAUGCUUUUUAUCAUUAUAUUUUUUUUUGUUAUCAAUUUAAGAUCACCUCAAUAUUUAUAACUAUAAUCAAAUAUAAAUGGCAUACAAUUUGAUUUAUGUUUCCUGUACAAAGUAAAAAAUUGUGAAAAUUUGAAAGGUGUAAUUUUGGUAGGUUGAAUAUGAUUUCUUUAAUGAUGCAAUUUUAUCUCAAUUUCACUGAAAAAGUGACAUCACAACAGAGAAGUGGUAAAAUUACACAUUUUCUGAAGUAAAAUUACACAUUUUUACUGACAUAAAAGAUGUAUCCCUUCCAAGAUCUAAUAUUACCAUGAUUUUUUUACUGUGUACACUAAGAUAAAAAAAACCACAUUUUUUUUAUAAAUUACUUGAAACAACAUUUCCCAUGGUUCAUCGGUCCAUUUGUCUUUUAUUGUUUCAUAAUUUUCUUUUAUUUUUAAUAUUUUUAGAUGAAUUUAUAUUAAUUAAGUUAUUUUUUUCUGAUAGUAGAAAGCCGAUUCUAUUACCUGUAAUCAUUUUCUUAUUCCUCUGCUGUGUUUUUCUUAUUUUCUAGUCGCUUAUUAUUUAAUAAGAAUAAGAAGAAUAAGAAUAAUAAGAAUUUUCAAUGCUGCAUAGUUAUUUUUAGUAACCUUUAAUAAUUAUAUGCCCAUUUGUGCUUUAAGUUGUUUAUACAGUUAUAAUUAUUAUUCAACUCAGUUAUUGUGUGAUUUUUAUCAGGAUCAUUUUUUUAAAUAAAUUAUGAUUGCAUUAUUUUUAGUCAAAUGUAAUGGAAAAAAAAUCUGGAUUAAAAUCUCACAAUAAUUCUAUGCAAUAACAAAAAAUAUUGUAUGAACAAUUCAAAGUACCAAUUCAAAAGACAAAUUUUAAAACAAAUAUGAAGUUUCCAAAUAAUAGAGGCAAAAUGUUACUCUUGGGGUUGCAAUCGAGCGACAAAUCAAUUCAAGAAAUAGGUUGGAAUCACUUUCAAUUGUUUUGUACCAAUAAAUGUAAUUUUGAACAUUACAAAUAUAGUGAAAUUUUUGAAGACAAUUAUACUUAUAAUAAACAACAGUUUCACAAAACUUGUUUGUCAACAUAAAAAAAAAAGUUUUCAAAUGUUGAAAAGCAUAUGAAAAAGCAUAUAUUCAUCAAUUUAUUUGAAAAUCAAUCUGACUUUAAUUUACUGAGAUGAUUUUGAAUUACAUAACGAAACUUAAAAAAAAAACUUAAAGUAGCAAGAAAUGCUUUGACAUGAUAACAAUCAUCGGAAUGCCCGACUGAUUUUGGAAAUGCAUAAGAAUUCUUGAGUAUUUUUUAAAAAAGCUCAUAACUAUUGCCAAAAAAAAAAUGCAAUUUUGGUCAUUUAUUGCCUAUUUUAUUUAUAAUUUUGGUUAUUACCGAUGACAAGACCUGCAUCGGCCAAUAUUUCUCAAAGGCGAACUGUUAAAAAGUUGAGUUUUAUUGAUUUUUCUUAAAGAAAGAUUCAAAUUAAUGUGUUUUUUUUUUUUGGCUGAAAGUAAUGCAUCAGAUCCAGACAGCAUCUUUAACUUAGGUGUUUCAAGUUAGAAUAACGCAUCCGAAUGCACUUUUCUUUUCAAAAAAUUUGCUUCGCGUGAUUUUUAACUGGAAAGAUUUUUUUUAAUAAAAAAAAUGAUUCAAAUACAAAUUGAAACUUUCAAAAUCAUUUUCUAAAUUUUUGUCGCUUAACAAUUACAAAUAAAUGGUUUUUAAAGAGUUUAUGUUUUUCAACCUUUUAAUUCAUAUAAUGUUGGCCUUUUUUCCACUAAAAUCCCUUUUUUCACAUCCCACAAUCCACUGAGAGGCCAAUCCAACUGUUGCCGCCUGUCACGGUCGCCGGUGAAUUCAACCCAAACCCCAAAAGAAGACAUUUACGAAAUGCAAAUGAGUCGAGAGUGGUGCCGUGCAGCAGCAAGCAUAAAUAAUACGCUCAAAUAAACCAUACCAAAUAAAGAAACCCCCUUUCAGUGCAGCGCAGUGGCCAACAAAAACAGCAAGCUUUUCGCGAUUGGCAGAGCUUUCCGCUUCCCACAAUCCCCUUUGACAGAGAAGAACUUGAAACCCGUUUUCCCCCAACUCCCCUUAAAUAAAUAAAAACUAAAAAAAGCCAAACGAUGCGCCAGGGAGGGUUUAGCAGUGUAAAGUGUAAAAAAGAUUAUUAUACAUAAAAAUAAUAAAUGAAACGAGCGUUACGAGAUAAAGUUCGUUUUGAAACAUAAAAAGAGUGAGGAAAAGUAGUGUAACCACGAAGCAGUGAAACGACGACUUGACAUCAAUCAAAAAAGCGCGCGCUCGGACUUUAGACUCAACGUGGCGUAACAAGCUCCGCACAGAAUAUAGAUAAAGUAAAUUUAAUGAACGAAACGAAAGUGUAGGAGAAAACAAAGUUUUUGUGUACAUAUUAAGUAAGUAGUAAUAAGAAAAGGUCAGAGAUUAAAAGCAAAAGUUGGUAAAUUGUAGCAUUAAAUGGAAGAAAAGGCACAUUUAAAAAAGGAGCAAGAUGGACGGGUCGUGAAACUGUAGAAUCGUGUGCUUCUGUUUACGAGCAAAGACACUGUAAACUGUUGAUCUCAACUGCGGAGGUGGUCGCGCGAUGAAAGGGAAAGCAUUCCAACUGAUUCGAUAUUGUUGCGGCUUAGGCAGUGAAAUUCAAUGAAUUUAUGUGUGAUAUGAGGAAAAAAAUAUUGAUAUUGAUGAUAUAGAGAUACUAUUGACAAAACAACAAAAAAGCAGAAUAAAACAACCAAAUGAAUAUAGUUUAAUUGAUUAUUGAAAUAGUACUGAGGAUGUAAUUUUAAAUGCAAAUACACUGAAACAUUACGUAUGAUGAA